Messenger RNA from Myotis davidii, 2248 nucleotides. It is a transcript of the gene KCNN2, whose product is annotated as potassium calcium-activated channel subfamily N member 2. Bases 184 to 1929 code for a protein of 581 amino acids. The transcript has 9 exons. Gene Ontology annotation, biological process: potassium ion transmembrane transport. NCBI's taxonomy places the organism in Eukaryota, Metazoa, Chordata, Mammalia, Chiroptera, Vespertilionidae. The record is from RefSeq and is a predicted model, not a curated record. Gene Ontology annotation, cellular component: plasma membrane; dendritic spine; neuronal cell body. Gene Ontology annotation, molecular function: calmodulin binding; small conductance calcium-activated potassium channel activity.
GCGUCCGCCUCCCUGUACCACCAGUGCCACAGCCUGCAGCCCGCCGCCAGCCCCACGGGCAGCCUCGGCAGCCUGGGCUCCGGGCCCCCGCUCUCGCACCACCACCACCACCCCCACUUGGCGCACCACCAGCACCACCAGUCCCAGGCACGCCGCGAGAGCAACCCCUUCACCGAAAUAGCCAUGAGCAGCUGCAGGUACAACGGGGGCGUCAUGCGUCCGCUGAGCAACUUGAGCGCGUCCCGCCGAAACCUGCACGAGAUGGACUCGGAGGCACAGCCCCUCCAGCCACCCGCGUCCGUCGGAGGAGGCGGCGGCGCGUCCUCUCCGUCUGCGGUCGCCGCUGCAGCUUCGUCCUCAGCCCCGGAGAUCGUGGUGUCAAAGCCGGAGCACAACAACUCCAAUAGCCUGGCGCUCUAUGGAACCGGCGGCGGAGGCAGCACCGGCGGCGGCGGCGGCAGCGGCAGCGGGCAUGGCAGCAGCAGCGGCACCAAGUCUAGCAAGAAGAAGAACCAGAACAUCGGCUACAAGCUGGGCCACCGGCGUGCCCUCUUCGAGAAGCGCAAGCGUCUCAGUGACUACGCGCUCAUCUUCGGCAUGUUCGGCAUCGUGGUUAUGGUCAUUGAGACCGAGCUGUCGUGGGGCGCCUACGACAAGGCGUCGCUGUAUUCCUUAGCUCUGAAAUGCCUUAUCAGUCUCUCCACGAUCAUUCUGCUCGGUCUGAUCAUCGUGUACCACGCCAGGGAAAUACAGUUGUUCAUGGUGGACAAUGGAGCAGAUGACUGGAGAAUAGCCAUGACUUAUGAGCGUAUUUUCUUCAUCUGCUUGGAAAUACUGGUGUGUGCUAUUCAUCCCAUACCUGGGAAUUAUACGUUCACAUGGACGGCCCGGCUUGCCUUCUCCUAUGCCCCAUCCACAACCACCGCUGAUGUGGAUAUUAUUUUAUCUAUACCAAUGUUCUUAAGACUCUAUCUGAUUGCCAGAGUCAUGCUUUUACAUAGCAAACUUUUCACUGAUGCCUCCUCUAGAAGCAUUGGAGCACUUAAUAAGAUAAACUUCAAUACGCGUUUUGUUAUGAAGACUUUAAUGACUAUAUGCCCAGGAACUGUACUCUUGGUUUUUAGUAUCUCAUUAUGGAUAAUUGCCGCAUGGACUGUCCGAGCUUGUGAAAGGUACCAUGAUCAACAGGAUGUUACUAGCAACUUCCUUGGAGCAAUGUGGUUGAUAUCAAUAACUUUUCUCUCCAUUGGUUAUGGUGACAUGGUACCUAACACAUACUGUGGGAAAGGAGUCUGUUUGCUUACUGGAAUUAUGAUAAGGAUAUUUGAGUUGUUCUCUACCCUCUUAUCAACAAAUAUCAACUUGUAUUUGAAGAUCCUCAGAGGAAUUUACCUUGAACCUAGAAAGCUUUUGGAGGUGAGCCAGUUUUGCGUAACAAAAAGAGUGAAAAACGCAGCUGCCAAUGUACUCAGGGAAACGUGGCUAAUUUACAAAAAUACAAAGCUAGUAAAAAAGAUAGAUCAUGCAAAAGUAAGAAAACAUCAACGAAAAUUCUUGCAAGCUAUUCAUCAAUUAAGAAGUGUAAAAAUGGAGCAGAGGAAACUGAAUGACCAAGCAAAUACCUUGGUGGACCUGGCAAAGACCCAGAAUAUCAUGUAUGACAUGAUUUCUGACUUAAACGAAAGGAGUGAAGACUUCGAGAAGAGGAUUGUUACCCUGGAAACGAAAUUAGAGACUUUGAUUGGUAGCAUCCAUGCCCUCCCCGGGCUCAUCAGCCAGACCAUCAGACAGCAGCAGAGAGACUUCAUUGAGGCUCAGAUGGAGAACUACGACAAGCAUGUCACCUACAAUGCCGAACGGUCCCGGUCCUCGUCCAGGAGGCGGCGGUCCUCCUCCACAGCGCCACCAACUUCAUCAGAGAGUAGCUAGAAGAGAAUCAGUUAACCACAAACUAAGACUUUUUGCCAUCAUAUGGUCAAUAUUUUAGCUUUUAUUGUAAAGCCCCUAUGGUUCUAAUCAGUGUUAUCCGGGUUCUGAUGUCAGAAUCCUGGGAACCUGAACACUAAGUUUUAGGCCAAAAUGAGUGAAAACUCUUUUUUUUUCUUUCUUUCAGAUGCACAGGGAAUGCACCUAUUAUUGCUAUAUAGAUUGUUCCUCCUGUAAUUUCACUAACUUUUUAUUCAUGCACUUCAAACAAACUUUACUACUACAUUAUAUGAUAUAUAAUAAAAAAAAGUUAAUUUCUGCA